This is a messenger RNA of Protopolystoma xenopodis, 387 nucleotides long. Lineage: Eukaryota; Metazoa; Platyhelminthes; Monogenea; Polystomatidea; Polystomatidae. The record is from the annotation of a GenBank genome assembly.
AUGUACAACAAGGACUUCACCCUCGAGUUCUCGCGCGAUCGCAAAUCCAUGUCAGUCCACUUGACACCAAAAGGUGUUGCCAACUUCCACUACCCGGCUGGUGGACCAACAGGACCAACGCCCGGCCAACGGAUGUUCGUGAAGGGGGCACCAGAAGGUGUGCUUGACAGAUGUUCUUUUGUUCGUUGCAACGGCAAGAAGUUUCCCAUGAAUGCAGCUCUGAAGGCUGAGAUAUCUAAGCAUGUGGCUGCUUACGGCACAGGACGCGAUACUCUUCGCUGUCUGGCCCUGGCAACUUCUGACAACCCACCAAACAAGGAUACUAUGGAUCUGGAGGAAUCCACAAAAUUCGUGAAAUACGAAGUGAGCAUUCCCCUCUCCACUUAA